Diachasmimorpha longicaudata is the source of this 1483-nucleotide messenger RNA. RefSeq names its product membrane protein BRI3. The transcript has 3 exons. The record is from RefSeq and is a predicted model, not a curated record. NCBI's taxonomy places the organism in Eukaryota, Metazoa, Arthropoda, Insecta, Hymenoptera, Braconidae. The coding region runs from base 133 to 498 and encodes 121 amino acids.
CUGCAAUUCUCAGUAGAACUGCGCAUGACAAGCUCGUUCGAGUCGGUCCCAUCAGCUGAUCGGGUUUUGUAAUUUAAUAUAAAAAUUCUAGUUACUCUUUCGUAUCAAUCAUUGUGAGGGCAUUGUGACACCAUGGAGGGUGCUCCAUUAAUAAGAAAAGACGACCCACCACCUCCUUACUCUGUAGCAACAGCUCCGCAAGCCAAUAUCUCAUGGCAACCACCACCUGGGUAUUAUCCGAGCUCUGGUACUCCGUAUCAGAGCUCACCGAUACCAUCCUAUGGAACACCAGCAACAACAACAACCACAACAAGGACUGUGAUUGUGCCUGAGAUUAUACUCGUUGGAGCCUGUCCUGCUUGCAGAGUCGGAGUCCUCGAAGACGAUUACACAUGUCUUGGUAUCUUCUGCGCGAUAUUCUUCUUCCCUCUGGGUAUCUUCUGCUGUCUACUCUUGAAAAAUCGACGUUGUUCAAACUGUGGGGCGUAUUUUGGCUAAUUUCUUUCUUAAAUAAUAAUUAAAAAUUGUUCACGGGCAUCUAGUGAAUUGUACUCAACAUCUCGAGACAGUAAAGAAGAGUUCAUGAACGCAGUGAUUCUGCUCAUCACUAAACUUGCAACUGUCUCCAAUUGUUGAACAAUUGAUUGCGUAGAUAAUUCUCAGAAUGAGAUAAACUAUAUUAUUCCAGACUCGGUCUUCUGUGGAUAUCUGCUAAUCGGAUGGAAAUACCAAAAUUUUCGCCGAAAUCACUUUUGUAGCUCUGAUUUUUUACUGCAAAAAAGGUUGGGUCAAAAAUUUCUGUAUCUCCCUUAAGUUUUAGAUAUUCACAGAAAGUCAGAAACCUUAAGUGGUUAUAUUUGUUAUUCUUUAGAUGAAAAUGUUAUUGCAAGUGAUUUGUUACAUUAGUUUACAAAGUUUAUAAUACCGUGAAAAAAAAUACUUAGGAAUUUCGAAGAUGUUGGACAAUUAUCAUGGGUGCAGGCCAAUAAUUACACUCAACCAUCAUCCACGCAUAAUAAAAUCCAAUUCCUCCGAUAUAAGUUUCAAGGUAGAGAGACUCAUUCAAUAUAAUUUUUUUCCUCAAUAAUUAAACGUUAUGGUACAGGAAUUUUCACGCUCUCUUGCGUCCAAUAUUUGAAUUUAUGUGGAAGUAACUCAUAUAAUAAUUGAAAUCUAAACAUUCUCCCUGUCACCAGGGAACAUAUUUGAUUAUUUAAUUUCAUUGAGAAAUGACAAACUGCAGCACGAUGUAAUUUUUCAUGGGAUAAAAGCUGAAUGAACAAGCGUUUAAAAACAAAGUCUGCGACAUUGGUAGACUGACAACAAUUAUGAAAUCUCCACGGGGUAUAUGUAUUAAAUGUGAUAAAGUAAUUACAUAAUCAAGAUUAGAUGGGUAAGAAGACAAUAUUCUUUCAUUGUAUAAAUAUUUUACUAUUCAGUUAAUAAUAAUUUGUAUGAAUGAUAUAUACAUUUUAUUUUUCUA